Messenger RNA from Malus domestica (apple), 1516 nucleotides. Lineage: Eukaryota; Viridiplantae; Streptophyta; Magnoliopsida; Rosales; Rosaceae. The record is from RefSeq and is a predicted model, not a curated record.
CAGCUGCGUAGAGCUUAAUGAAGAAUACAAACAUCUUCCCAAAGAGUUAAUACGGUUGUGUUGGUUUGGAUGCCCUUUAAAUUCCAUACCAGAUGACUUUUUUAAUCAAGAUAAACUAGUUCUUUUAGAGAUGCAGCAAAGCGAACUGGUACAAGUUUGGGUGGGUUCCAAGUCGCUACAUAACUUGAAAACCCUUGAUCUCAGCCAUUCCUACUCCUUACAGAAAUCACCGGACUUUUCACAAGUCCCAAAUCUUGAAGAGUUGAUAUUGGUAUGGUGUAAGAGUUUGUCCGAGAUUCACCCCUCCAUUGGUCAUCUUAAAAGACUUUCUUUGGUGAACCUUAAGUGGUGUUUCAAACUUAUUUCUCUUCCAAGGGAUUUCUAUAAAUUGAAAUCUGUUGAAGCAGAGUGUACAUCCAUAAGAGAAGUACCACCUUCCAUAGUAAAAUUGAAGAAUCUCACUCGUUUAUCCCUAUUAGCUGUGAAAAGUAUUCAUUUGCCACAUUCGUUACACGGCUUAAACACUUUUAAGGGAAUUAAAUCUCUCAUGGUGUGCAAAUUAGCUGAUGAUGCAAUCCCUAAGGAUCUUGGGAGUCUAAUUUCUUUACAAGAUUUGAAUCUUCAAGGGAAUGAUUUUCAUACCCUACCCAGUCUCAGUGGUCUUUCAAAGCUUGAAACUCUGCGGUUAGAUGGAUGCUUUAACCUUCGUACAAUCCAUGAUAUACCACCAAAUGUGAAAGUUCAGCAUGAGUAAUAUCCUGAGGUCGAUGUGUGCAAUGUUAUGUAGGCAGAGAAGAUUGGGAGGAGCUACUAUAUGAAGACUAUCUUUUCAAGCUUUUACUUUGGAGUUGGAGGUUCCUUGGGGCUCUUGAAGCAGAUUCUACAGCCAUAAGACAAGUAGCACCUUCCAUAGUAGCAUUGAAGAAUCUCACUUUUAUCUCUGAGUACUGUGCCUAGUCAUUUGCCCAAAUUACCUGAUGAUGCAAUCCCUAAGGAUCUUGGAGGGAAUGAUGUUCAUACCCUACCCAGCCUCAGUGGCCUUUCAAAGCUUGGAGGGAAUGGAUGCAUAUAUCUUCAUACAAUCCGUGAUUUACCAAGAAGUUUGAAAUUUCUGUAUGCCAUUGCCCAAUUUUUCGGAAAUGUCAAAUAUGAGAGAACUGGAAGCAAGUGAUUCUCUCAAACUCACUUGAGGCUCCACGCUUGGAUAAGUUAUUAAACCCCAUGACAUGGACUGAUAUGAAAAGGUUUACCAAUCUCACAGCUGAUUUUGGCAAGAACAUCAUAUAGGUAUCUCUCUCCCCCCUCCCCCUCUCUCCCCAAAGUUCUAAUUGCCUUCCUAUUGUGCACAUGCAGAUUCCUAUGGCUUUUCCAAAACGUAGUUGUUUUGAAUUUUGAAGAUAUAUUGCAUUCAGAAACAUUUCAAUACUACAAGAACCGAUAUAAAAUGCAUCCAAUGAUCCGAGAAAUAGCACUCGAAUUCGCAGAAAUACAAAUGCACCAACGUUUUCUUGUCAAA